CACAAGCGGAAAGCCGGUGACCAUAAUCAGAGCUUCAGGAGGAUCGCUAAACAAACACAGGAUGAAUUGCAACUGGUUGACGGGAUUGCUUGUGCUUCUAGGAGUAGUGCUUCAGAUAGGAGCGAAGCCUUCGGCGAAGCCUGACCAGCUACCAACUUUCCUGAAGGUUUGCCAUCGAGAUUCUCCAGAUUUGAACACCUGCGCCCGGGAAUCCUAUGAGGCUCUACGACCACGGCUGAUGCAGGGCAUUCCCGAGUUGUAUAUCCCAGCUAUGGAGCCACUAGUAAUUCCUCAGGUCAAGAUGGACCAGGACUCUGGCGCAAUUUAUCUUCACUCCGUGUACAAGAACGUUAAAGUCACGGGCAUUUCAAAGCACACGGUGAACGAUCUGCGUUUGGAACCCUCAAAGCUGAAAUUCAUUGUGUCGCUGACCUUCCCAAAGCUACACAUGGAAUCGGAUUACAGCAUCAAGGGAAAAAUUAUGAUGAUGCCGCUCUUGGGCGAUGGACACUGCAAGGUGGAUCUGAUAAACAUCACCAUGCGCACGGAACUUAUUGGACAGGAGUACAAAAAGAAUGGAGCUAACUAUUUGAAGAUCAACAACGUAAAUGUAAAGUACGACCUCUCUGACGUGCACAUCCAUCUGGACAACCUGUUCAACGGAGACAAAGCUUUGGGCGAUCGGAUGAACGAGUUCCUUAAUGAGAACUGGAAGGCUCUGGCCGAGGAAGUGCGUCCCUUGAUGAGCACGGCCCUGGUGGAUAUUUUGAGAGCCUCCGUGGAUAAGCUAUUUGCGUCCUUUAGCUACGAUGAUCUGCUACCCAAGGGCAAGAAUUAAGUGGAUUAUUUUUCAUCUUAUUGAUUUAAUCGUAGUACAAAUAUUAGCCUACAAAUAAGCACACAAUUAAAAGCGAAAUAAAUUAUGAAUAUAAUACAUAAA
This is a messenger RNA of Drosophila eugracilis, 940 nucleotides long. RefSeq names its product protein takeout (gene Jhbp5). The transcript has 4 exons. Lineage: Eukaryota; Metazoa; Arthropoda; Insecta; Diptera; Drosophilidae. The record is from RefSeq and is a predicted model, not a curated record. The coding region runs from base 62 to 838 and encodes 258 amino acids.